UGACAGUUGAGAGACAUGGCGUGUUUAGUAGCUCGUAGCAGCAUAUGGACAACAAUGUUAUCUAUGACUCGACCAACGAAACCGCGCUUGUCGGCCUCUUGUCUGUUUCUAAUUAUCUGUUUAACGUCGCUGCCAGUGUCGGCCAAGCGGGACAGUCUCAAAGAAGUGACUGACGGGAACUGGGAGGACAUUCUGACCGGAGAAUGGAUGAUUGAAUUUUACGCACCCUGGUGUCCAGCCUGCCAGCAGCUGCAGCCGGUGUGGAAGGAGUUUGCCGAUUGGGGGGACGACAUGGGUGUCAACAUAGCCAAGGUGGACGUGACCGAGCAGCCUGGUCUGAGCGGCAGAUUCAUCAUCACUUCACUUCCUACUAUUUACCACUGUAAAGACGGUAUCUUCAGGAAGUAUCAGGGAGCUCGCACUAAAGAAGACUUUCUCAGCUUCGUUGAUGAGCAGAAAUGGAAAUCAGUGGAGCCUGUUUCCUCUUGGUUUGGGCCGUCUUCAUUUUUAAUGAAUUCAAUGUCUGCUUUGUUCAAGCUUUCCAUGUUUAUCCGGCGUUGUCAUAAUUACAUGACGGAGCAGUUGGGGAUUCCUGUGUGGGGCUCCUAUGUGAUCUUUGGUUUGGCCACUCUGUUCUCUGGCCUUGCUCUGGGUCUGCUACUGGUGUUCAUCGCAGAUUUUGUCUUCCCCUCACGGAGAUUUUCUUCUCCUGACUACUAUCAAAAGAAACAGACGAUGGAGCAGGCGAGGUUAAUUCAACAGCAGGAAGAUGAGCAUGAAGCUGAUGGUGAGGAAGAGGAGGACGAAGAGGAGGAUGAUGACAGGGACCAGGAUGAUGUCUGGAGGAGGAGGAGGAGAGGAUCCCCCGAGGGUCGCCCAGAACCAAAGGGACAGGGUCUGUCAGAUGAAGCUCUGAGGAAGAGGGUGGUGGGCAAACGGGAGGUGGAGGAGGAGGAGGAAGAGGAAGAGCACACCUAGACCUGAGCUCCACCCUUGCCCCAUCAGAGGAGGAGCCCCAAGGAGUCAGAGGUGUGGGAGGAGCUUUGGUCCUGAGUGGCAGCAUUUAUAGCAGGGAGUCCUAAACCACACCCCCAGCCCCUCCCACAAAGCCCCUCUUGGCCUUUUUCCCCUCCUCCUUCCCUCCUUCCUGUCCUUGUUUUUCAACAGGAGCGCUUUAGACUCUGAGCAUCAGUCUCCACCUGGAAAAGCAAAAACACGGACACUUGCUUUCACCUGUGGAGACAGAUCAGCUGUGCUUUAGGUAUGAAGGGCCGAACAGUUGGAGUUUGCAAUGUUGUUUAUGCUAUGCAUCGUUUUUCAGAGUACGUUUGUGUCCUAAUGGUUAUCUCUGAACUCUUCUACCAGGCUUGGGUUCUGAAGUUACAAUUAAAUUUUCCACCUGUUUCUACAUAUUUUAUCUUACAUUUGUUUAACAAAUCCCUACAGUUGAAUGUGUAUUAGAGGUGGCCCCAUGUGUUUUUUUUUUUUUUCUGCCCUGAUUCAUAGUAAAGGAAGAGACCAAUUACUGAUAUUUGGAACGGUUGAAAAGUGAAAAUGAAAGUCAAUUACAUUUAGAAGAAUUCCAAGCAUUGGCUGAAAUUGGCAGUGAUAUUAUUAUUGGGUGUCUUUUUUUUUUUUUUUUUUUUUACUGUUUUAGUUCAAAUUUUAUUGAUUAAUCACUUUGAGUUUGAAGAAAAUUCAGAUUUAUUUAGUUAUUUAUUACUUGGGCUUUGGUGUUUAGUCCAGCAGUUUCUAUUGAAGUGAAAGAGUUCAGACACAUCUUUCCAGUGUCAAUUCUAUAAAUAAUGAAUAGGUCGAUCCCUAACCUUUACAUUACCACCAUUCCAUUCAGACACAGCAGCAAAAUGGUAACAUGGGACUAGGCCUGUGAUAACAUAUGGGUAUAUCACCAGGGACAAACACAUUUCAAUAUUUUAUUGCUCCUUUUAAGCCAAACAUGUUGUAACUGCAGCCUGUGACACGUUUCCAGUGUUGUUGGUUAUUUGGUUGUCUGUGCGAAGGUCACAGUAGUUUAAAUCUACAGUCAUGGUUUUCCUCAGUCUGUGUGGAGUGUACAGGAUUCAUCAUCUUGGGGGGGGCUGGGGGCUUUUUAUGGCAUUUGUGCUUUUUACUGACCAGGCUGCACUAGACAUGACUCAAAGACAAUUAAAGCCACAGUGAACAGCAGGCCUGGUCAGUGUAGAUCAGACAGAAAUGGGGGGCGUUAGUCUCAGUUAGUCAUCACAAUGUAUAAGUAUCAAUAUCAACCAGCAUGUUAUGUCAGUAACACAUUUCCGUGCCCCCUCCCUCCUGCUCCCCUCAGUUAAGGUCUGUCACAGUACUUAUGGAGACCCCCCCCCCCCCCAAAAAAAAAGGGGGGAGGGGGUCGGAAGGCUCACGAUGAGGGGGCGUUUGUUCAAGAAAAAGGUUGACAAACAAUGGUGUAGAUAGACGCCCCUGAUGUCUGUGACACCACUGAUAAACGGAUCAUGUUUACUUGUCAAUUUCUGAUUAUUAGAGAUGUUUACUUCAUUAGUGCAUGUGUGGCACUAGGGCUGGGUCACGCUCACAUAUUUUCUUGACAGUAUAGUAAUACAGAAAUAAUCUAAGCCUGUUUACUUUAGCGAUGAUACUGAUGUUUAAAACAAUGAUUUGCUAAUAACUGAUAGGGAUUAUAUUUCUUGUUUCAUUUAUUCCUGCUUUUGUGCCAGGGAAAAAAAUAAAUUAUGGUGGGAAAUAUAUGGAAUUCAUGCUAUUAAUGAAGUUUUUGACUAUUAGACCACUGUUUCCUCUGGAAACCCUUUUUUUUGGGGUCAAAUCUGGUGUGUUAAACCUUUAACUCAGCUGACUGUUAAGUUGACUGAUCCUCCAUCUUCCUUGAUAAACAAUAACAGUGUACCCUCCUCCUUCUACUCUGUUUAUUAGAAACAUAUCCUACAGUGCCACCCUAUGAUGCAGCUUUGGUUGAUUUUUUUUUUUUUUUUUUUUAACUCCAAACCAGUUUAUGGAAACACACAUAAUUUACAUUUAUUUGAACUUUUUGUUUCAAAUUCACAACAAAUUUUGUGUAGUUACUGUGUUUGAACUAAAUGGUACAUGUUUCUGUUUCUUUAGUUCUGUGUUUUAACACUGGCAUUUUAUUGUCCAGGCAGCCUCAAAAGUUAAAAAAAAAAAAACAAAAAAAAACAAACAAAACUUUGACUUUAAGUCAUUGAAAUUGUUAAUUUUUCAAUAUUCUAUACUAACAGUUCAGUUGGUGCCAUGAAAAUAUGGAAGUUGUGUACCCAGCCCUUCACUGUAUGUAUCAGAGACGGGGUGGGUGGGGCUUAAGGACCUUUUUUAGUACAUGGUUGGACUUGGUCCUGUUUUGGAGGACACUAAGAGAACAUGAAUACAGUCCAACAAAAUGAUACAGCCCAAUGUAAGCAAUUUUAACUCCCAUUUUCAGUCGUAGUAUGUUAAUUUGCCUGAAUACGGUAAGUUUCUCACACAGACACACACACACACGCACACACACACAGGGCCACCUUUAUACAGACUAUAUUGAUGCCAUUUUGAGCAAAUGGAGCCUGUAUGUGUUUAUCUAUUAAGUCCAAAAGGAACUGUGUGUGAGACCAGUGUUUUUAAUCCACAUUUCACAUGGUUUUCACCAUGCUUAUGACUUGCAUUGACUUUGGUUUUUAUGCUGCUUUUUAUCCCAAAAAGCUGUUGAUGACUUAUUUCAGUGAUGGUUUAAAGGAGACCAUUAUUUAUGGCUUGUAGCAUUUACACUUUACUCUGAGACAUGUCCUCCUUAUUGUUUGAACAUUUCUUUCAAUAAAGGGUUAAAUAUCA
This is a messenger RNA of Sphaeramia orbicularis (orbiculate cardinalfish), 3834 nucleotides long. It is a transcript of the gene tmx1, whose product is annotated as thioredoxin-related transmembrane protein 1. Gene Ontology annotation, molecular function: disulfide oxidoreductase activity. Gene Ontology annotation, cellular component: endomembrane system. The record is from RefSeq and is a predicted model, not a curated record. NCBI's taxonomy places the organism in Eukaryota, Metazoa, Chordata, Actinopteri, Kurtiformes, Apogonidae.